Mollisia scopiformis is the source of this 1663-nucleotide messenger RNA. RefSeq lists its product as uncharacterized. Lineage: Eukaryota; Fungi; Ascomycota; Leotiomycetes; Helotiales; Mollisiaceae. The record is from RefSeq and is a predicted model, not a curated record. The transcript has 3 exons. The coding region runs from base 112 to 1347 and encodes 411 amino acids.
CGUCAAAUUCACAGCCUCACUCAUUCUAUCGGACUCAUUGCGACUGCAUAGGGGAACAUACUCAAUCUAUUGGUCUCUGAAUCUUUCACUUGUUCUGCAGAUACACAUACGAUGCCAUUCCCUUUAUUCGCCGCACUAGCCGUGGAGCUUCAACAGAAUGUAAUGCAACAGUGUGAGAGACCAGAACUCCUCAAAAUUGCCCUUUGCUCCCGAGACAUGAACCGUCUCGCAAUUUCAAUAAUUUACCGGCACGUGGACCUCAGCUAUCAUAAUGACGAAGGAUUGUUCUCAGCCAUACCUUAUGAGAAGAUGGUUAGAGGGGACAAUCCUGACAGGCGUGUGGGUGUGCUGAAAGAGACAAUGUUCCACGCACAAGAACUUUUCAUUGACACAAUUAUACAACACCCAUCAUUCGGAGCAUAUGUGUCCUCCCUCGUUUGGACAUAUCUAUGGGUGAUCGAUGAACUUGACAUCAACCCACAACGGCUGUGGAAAGCUUUCCAAAGCCUAACAAAUGUCAAAACCAUUGAUAUUUGCUCCAUGGACCUGGAGGAGCAAUACGUCGUUCCUCCCCCAUUAUUCCCAUCCGCCACAAAAAUCCGAGUUGGUGAUAGAAUACCGUAUGCGCUCUUUAGAGCCAUUUUAGCCUUUCCAGCUCAAUUGACGUCACUCGAAAUCGACAAUGUCCAUGGCUUGGGUCAGGUCUCAGACGGCAUGAAACUCUAUUACUCCGAUACGUUGUAUGAAGCCCAAGAAACUGAGGACGACGACUUGGUUCCAGUGACGCGGCAUGAUGGGCCCAUGAAGGGCCACUUGAAUCUUCUGGUCGGGAAAUGCACUAAGCUACGAUACUUGUGCAUCAAGACUGUUGGCCAAGAUAACUAUCCUGACACACGAUGGUGUGAGAAGAGGGAGCAAGAGCGUUACGAAGAAGUUGCAAGAUUCAUUGAUUCUGUCAAGCUGACGCUGGAAAGUUUAAAUCUAGAAUACGGAACGGAACCUGAUCAGCCAUUUCGAAUGCCGUGUCGAGGCUUACUGCAUGCCGUCCCGCAUGUUGGUCGGCCAAUGGAUCGAAGGUUCUUUCAGUACAUCUUGCCCGCUUUGUGUCGUGGAAAGUGGCCAGCUCUGAAAGUGAUUGCUAUUCUUGGAAUCGGUGGGACGCCAACAAAAUAUGCACUGCGGAAUCGAUACACACCUGAAGAUCGUUCUGUUUUUGAUAACGCUGAGGAGAAGCUCAGAGUAGCAUUUGGGAACAAUAUCACACUUAUAUGGCAAAGGGAAAAUGCCUCCAGUUUCUACUUGUUGGAGCAUAGAGGGCUUGCAUACAUUACGACCACAUCUUUAUGAUACUGUCAACUUCCUAGAAAUUGAGUCAGCUACCUCAAAUGCUUUGAAUAUAAAUUGCCAUUCGCGUCAGGAGUGGAAGGCCAAACAUCGGUGUUACAGGAUGCAGCUGCUUGGUUCGGUCCAGAGUAUUUGAUUCCUUGGCAACCAUCUACAGAGUUCCAGAAAUUGUAGAUCUUGAUGUAAGAUUUAGUCUUGUAAGCUGGCCAUAAGAGUUUGGUUCAAAUCUGUAAAAGUCAAGGACUUACUGCCAUCCACGCAUAAUUGUCUGCGUUCCGAGAACUCUGCGACUUGGUGGCUGGUGCUUGAUUGACCAGCC